GGUGCAGGGUGGGAUGAAGUUAGGACCCAGCAGUUUGAUGAAAGAUGGGAGGAGUCAACUAUGUAAUUUCGAGUGGUACAGUCAGUCAGUGCUUGAAAAUGAGUUACUGAGCCAGCUAUACAUAAUCUCACUAGUUCAUUUCCUUAUAAUAUCACAGAAAUAUAACUCGGCCGCGGGUACGGAUGCGAACUGAGCGAGUAUGUAAUGUUCCGAUACAUUUGAAUGAAUUGAUCAUCGCUAACAGGUCCUGUCAGAGUUGAUCAUGCUGAAAAUGAAGCUGCCCAUGCGAACGUCGGAGGAAGAAGACCAUACGGUCGAAGACGAGCAGGAAAAUACCGAUUGCAACAGUCUCCCUAGUGAUUCGAUUCCGUACUGUGGUGUGAGCCACCGGCUCAAGGAUUCAACGAGGGAAUCUUGUCGCCUGUCGCAAAUUGACAAGGAGACUGUGUUUGAGUGGUUCGGCUUGCACCUCAACCCAGCAAAGCGGAUAGAGUUUAUGUACGGAAUACUCAAUAUGUGUCAACCACUUGAGCUUCGCUUUUUCGGAUCCUGCCUUGAGGACCUUGCACGGAAAGAUUUCCACGUCUUCCGAGACUUUGAGAUAAGGGCGAACAGUCAAACGGACUUGGGCCUCCUUAUGGACGUUGCAGACCCUGUCGUGCGUUCCAAACUACUUGUCUGCCUGUCACUUUUGAGAUCUGAAAACAGAGAAUGUGCGAGCACACUUUAUCGUGCUUUGAGCCAUAUGGAUCCAACGCUGUACUUGAAUACUUAUCAUGGCGUUCCAUUAUCUCCACGUGGGAGCGCUCAAAAUUUACCUGAUCAACAUUCCCCUCGCGAUGGUGGAAUGGAGUCCGGGAAAUUGGAGCAUCCCAGUGGGCCUCCACUGGAGGCAGAGUCGGGUUCCCUGGAGCACUUGGCGCUGCUUUUCACCAUGGCCUCGCUGCACCCGGCGUUCUCUUUUCACCAGAGGGAUACUGCCAGACACCAGUUGGACAAUGUGGAACGGGCCAUAGAGGAGAGAAGGUAUUGCCACAACCGCCCGAGCGUCCAGCAGAAGCAGCAUACCCUGCGAAAGGAGGACCUCAGCCCCAGGAGCACUGACAUGGGUCAGUCGGCCUGCUGUAUUCCCAAUCAGCUCCUGAACAGGACCUUAUCUCAGAGAGAAGCAGCAGUUCACAUUGACAAGAUUGUGCUAAAGAAGAUAUUUUGGAACCGAGGAAACAGGGAAUACAGUAUUGAGGUCCAGUGGUCUGACUCAACAUGGAGCACAGUGACCAAGACUCACCAUGAGCUGUACGACUUCCUGUCCAAGCUUCCAUGUGAGAGGUCCUCUGAGCCCUUUGAGAAGGAACUGGUGAGGUUACUGGCCCAGAGAGACCAGUAUGAACCCAGGGACGUGGAGAGGAUGCUACAGGAUAUGCUUCUGUCAGCCCCAGCAGCCUUCAGGCAGAGAGGAGAGGUCUGCAGGUUCCUUCUCCCCCACUGCAGCCACUGUAAGUGUCUGUGCCCCUGCCUCAGCCUCCAGGGAGAUAAUACAGUACCACUGGGAAAGACCUGCAAGGCAGCCGAGCACUUUAAAGAAGACUGCACAGAGCCAUCCAGUCAGGACGAAGACUUAGAGUCUCACCAUCUUGGGCAUCAGACGGAGUGCAGCAGCAAGAGAUUAGGCCAGAGCAUACUGCUGACAAAGAGCAGCCAGAGUGAGAGCCAGAGGCCUGCUCUCCACUUAGAGCACAACGGAGUGGUGGAGGGGAGGAGAAAACCAGACAUUAUGUCCUGUUGGCCAGACCCACAUCAGAAAGUAGAUGAGAAAUGGGCUUUCACUCCAGAGCUGAAGAGUAGAAGAAAACCUGAUGAAGUUAGAAGUGAGGGGGCCAAAGGCUACAUCCCCAACGGCAUCAUCAGACCGCUGUCAACACACGUGACCAGACAGGGUGUCAGUAAGAAGCCAGUCCAGGACAGGUAUGGAGACACGUGGUCUGAGAGCUCCAGUAGCCCCUCCAGCCCCCAGCACGAGGCCCGGGAGAGUCUGGAGAGUGAGGACCUUGAAGACCUGGAGGAAGAGAGAGACACUACAGAGAGUUACUCGGACCACUGUGUCCAGCAGAAGAGGGCGGGUGGUCACAGCAGGGGGAAAGUUGUGGCUACUGUACACCCUAUGGUCCUUGUACCCCACAAGGAAGAGCCAUCCUACACUGACAGUCCCCGAAGUGUACAGCCUCUACCACUGACAGUCCAGAAUGGGCCGACCAUGCCAGACGUUAUGGUCUUUGUCCCUCCACAGCCGGGGGACGGUUCACCAGCAGAGGGGGCACUGACUGGGACCACCCCCAUGGUUUCUCAGGAGUCCAUCUCAAGCAAAGCUCCCCUGGGAGACCCUGAGAGACAGAGGCACGUGUCUGUGUCUGCCCCCCUGAACUCACAGCCAGCUAUCCCAGGCUCCAGCAGUCACCCCAUACUCCAGUGUUAUAGGACCCCCACUAGUCCAGACAGUAGAAGCACUAACCCCCAGCCCCCCAUGGGCGCUAUCAGUGUCAUCCCCCCGAACUCCCACAUGUCCCCCCUGCAGCAAACAUGCACCACCACUGACCCAGCCUCCACUGCCACCCUACCCCGAGCAGCCUCUCUCCCUAACCCUAACACCAGGCCUCAAGCCCUGGCUGUACCCACCAGCCUACCCACCCCUACCUACGUGACACCCUCCUCAGGGGCAACUGUGACCCCAGCUGCCAUCAGUCAGGAUCAGGCCACUCUGCUCCCAGCCGUCCCCACUCACACCCCCGGCCCCGUGUCCAGCCAAGCCCUAACCCUCACCCACAGCACGGCCCAGGGAGACGGCACCUCUUCCUGCAGCAGCUCUGGGGUGGCAGCAGGGCAGGCCCAGCAAAAGCUGCAGGCCCAGCAGCAGGCCCACCCUCCACAGCAACAGCAGAUGAGCUGCAACACCUGCGGUUGCCAUGGCAGCUGUGGUAGUAGCCACUCCCCCAACCCCAACUUCUACUUCCCUCCCCAGCUGGGGCGGCAGGUCUUCAGCACCACCCACCUCCCUCUCUUCCACCUCCCGUCCAUGUGCAGCACUGGAUACCCCAGCCACCGCAGCCAGGUCCAACACCAGAGCAACGGCACCACACAGCUACCCUUCUAUCCCCCUCCUCCUCACACGGCCACGCCAACGCAAUACGUCAGUGGACCUCUGCUCCACACCUCCCACUCGAACCACAUGCUGGCCACCCAGGCUGGAUACAACCUGCAGCAGAUGGCAGCUGCUUCCUUCAACCGUUUCUACACACCCAUGUUCUCCUCGGUGGGGGUGGGACUGGGCACGGGCAUGAAGAAGAGUAGUGCCAACGUCUCCUGCUAUAACUGUGGGCUCAACGGGCACUAUGCCCAAGACUGCAAGCAGCCCUCCAUGGACGCCGGGCAGCAAGGUGGCUUUCGGCUGAAGUACACGGCCCCCCACUCCUCUGAAGCAGACAAAACUGACUGACAUGACAGAGAGAGGACCAAGACAAUGCUUUGUUUAUCUCACUACAGUAAAGAUUCCAGAAAUCCAUUGUUUUAAAGGGUUGAGUUUUUCACCAAUUGUAAUACCUUCCAAAUGUCCUUUAGGAGUUUGAGAACCCGUGUAAAUAUCCUGACUAGUUUCUCAGCAAAGAAUGGAAUCCUGUAUAAUUCUCAGACUUUUCAGAGGAGGGUGGUAUUUUGCACUGGAGACCGGCACGAGACAAGCUCACAUUUACAGACUAGUCUCUUACUUUAAAGAACAAAAACCACAUCUUUAAAUGAUGUGGUGAUAAACGUGCAUUCAAUAAGGAUUGAUGGAUUUGGAGAGAAAGGUUGUUCUAUUCUAAUUUUAUUGUGGGUCUUUUUCGUACUUUUAAAUUCUUCCAGAAUCGGCCUUUGGUUCAAGUCAUUAUACGUUAGGCUAAGGAACCUAUACUACCUAAAGCAUGUGAUGACUUCAAGUCUCUGUUCUCCCUCUCAGUUCUUUCAUAUGCUAGCACUUGUAAUGGGAGGGAAGGUAGGAAAGGUAGUGAGUAGUACAAUGCCUUAGUGCCUCAAAAAAAAGAUGGAGAGGGUCGUAUUAUCGCAUAGGUGUUCAAAAGAAAAAUACGGUUAAAAAGCAGCUAGUAGUAAAGCCUACCAGCUAAUUUUCAUAUGUUUUAUUCUAUUUGAAAAAACAAAAUAUGUGAAUUAUUGUUAUUUUUUGGAUUGCCAUAAAUACCCUGUUUUUGAUUUGUUUUACAAGCUAACGGUAUUCCAUUUAAGGAAAAUCUUUGUAAAAAAAAAAAAAAAAGUUUUCUUGUCAUUUGUUGCCACUUGAUUUAAUGUGAAGCAUGUAUUAAGUUAAUCAUGUCUGUCAUUCAUGAUGUUAAAGGGAUACUUCGGGAUUUUGGCAAUCUACUUCCCCAGAGUCAGAUGAACUUGUGGAUACCAUUUUUC
Messenger RNA from Coregonus clupeaformis (lake whitefish), 4446 nucleotides. RefSeq names its product zinc finger CCHC domain-containing protein 2. The record is from RefSeq and is a predicted model, not a curated record. Gene Ontology annotation, molecular function: zinc ion binding; nucleic acid binding. The transcript is spliced from 13 exons. Bases 263 to 3490 code for a protein of 1075 amino acids. Lineage: Eukaryota; Metazoa; Chordata; Actinopteri; Salmoniformes; Salmonidae.